AUGCCGAUAUAUUCUUCCCCCUCCCCAGUGGCCCUCAGCGGAGAUGACGGCUGGUCCAUGAACGUGCAGUCGGAGGUCCGAGCCAUGGAGGGCUACCCGGUGGUGCUGCCCUGCACGUUUAGCCACCCUCAGCACUCCCAGCAUUCCUCCCUGCAGGUGCUGUGGCGUCUGGGCCACGGUCAGAGCGCCACUGUCUUGUACCGCUGCACCAGCCGGCUCGGGGCCCCCACCUGCGACCCGGGGCCCCAGCAGGACCAGCGCUACAGACUGGAGGGCAACCCAAGGGAACACGACCUGUCACUGCGGAUCAACAGCGCCAACCUGCAGGACAGCGGACGCUACUACUGCCGGGUGGAGGUUCAGGGACGAGAACACAUCAGCUUUGAGGACAAGAUGGGGACCAGGCUGAGAGUGGAGGCUCCUCCAAAGAUCCUGGCGCUGUCGGUGGAGGGCAGUGAGCAGUCUGGGUACAGAGCCCUGUGUCGGGUCCAGGGCUCCCCGCUGCCGGACGUCCAGUGGCUCGGCCCCGACGACCUGCUGGAGGGUGUUGCGGUCGGUCCGCUGGCUCAGGGCUCCGCUGCUCUCUACCACACUGUCAGCCAGCUGAGAGACGUGGAGCCAGGCCAGCAGUACACCUGCAGUGCCUCCAACCCGCUGGGCAAAGAGCAGGCCACCCUGUAUGUCCUGCCCCCCCAGCCCCCGCUGUACAUGAGCGGGGCCUCGCCUCCUCUACUGCUCCUCCUGUCGGUGUCUCUCGGGGCCAAGGUCCUCCUGCUGGUGGGGAUGGGGGUCUGGAUGGUGCAGGGAGGAGCUCUGCAGGGAGUCAGCUGCUGGUGGAAAUAACCUGCACUGAAAUAAACUAAUGUAUAUACUUUAUGUAACACUGACGCCCCUUACUUGGCAUUUAUAAGCAUUUAAUAGAUAUUUAUAAACUGUCAAUCACUGUUUAUUAAUGUGUUUGCAAAAGCUAUAACCCGUCAUGUGGACAGCCAUAAGUGGAGGCCUUUGCAGCAGGUUGAACAGUUUCCUGGACAGAUCUGUAUAAUGUACUGAAUUAAUGUCCUUGAAAUAAAUGCUCAAUUUAAAAUGAGCAAAUAUU
Molecule: messenger RNA, 1099 nt
Organism: Epinephelus lanceolatus (giant grouper)
Lineage: Eukaryota; Metazoa; Chordata; Actinopteri; Perciformes; Serranidae
Source: RefSeq, a predicted model, not a curated record